UAGAUUUCCUCUUUCUGCAGACUGCUGCUAUAAUAUUCAAAUAUCAAAGCAUGAAAAGGACAACACUUCUUACUUGAGCACAGGGAACCAAGAUAGUUUUAGCAGAAUGUUUUUUGAGUCAUACCCAGACUGGAGUCACAUUCUGGAAGUAGCCAAGAGGGGUAACAAGGAAAGAAGAAGGAGAAUAUUGGAAAAUAUAAUUUAUACCAACCUGAACUUUCCUGCAGUAGCUGGGUUGCCUUCAAAGCUGGUGAUGGACAAUCAUACCCAGGCAGGUGAGAGGCGCUGCUCCAAGGUCCAUGCCCCUGCACUAGUGGCUGUGAUAAUCCUUCUCCUGGCCACAGGCGUGAUGCUGAGAGUUGUAUCCUGGAGUGGCAGUACUUACAAUGCAGGGAGUCCCUUCAAACUGAGUACAAACUCUGCGGGUAAUUCUACAUGUUCAAGGGAAGAUGGGACUGGCGAGAGGUAUUUGAGGACACUUCAGAUGCUCAUGGAAGAUCUCUGCAACAAUAAACAGAGUGAGAGUGUGAGCUCUGCCCCUCUGACUGGCAGCUGCACAGGGGCAGAUGUUACUACUUCUCAAAGGAGUCAGCUGAUUGGGAGGCCAGUUGGAUACACUGCUCCGCCAACAGGUCCCAGCUCCUCGUUGUGGAAGAUGAGACUGAGAUGGAAGGUGAAAGUAAAAAGAAGAGAACCUGGGAAAAACUGUGCUGUUUACAAGAAGGAAAUGAUUGAAUCUGAUGCCUGUGAAACAAUGCACAGAUGGAUCUGCAAGAGAAAUGCAGCCACAUUGGCCCUAUCAAAUACUGCGAGAUCAUAGGCCCGACCCUGUAUCAGAGAAACUGUGUGACAUUUAAUUGUAAAUAAUCACCAAGGCUUUCACUGCAACCCAAAUAUUCCUCAGUCCUGCUUGCAUUGAUCCCUGGACCACUACAGGCAGGCGGUAUCAUAUGCCUGAGCUCUGUUAUCCAGUGCUCCAGCCACAGCACAUUUGCUCCAAGGACUGUUCAUGUAAUAUAUAUUCAACAGCUCUGGAACAGAAAAUGCCCACAGUCCCUGGAGCAGGGACUGUAGUGAUAAAGGUUAGACUUGAACAUGAUCCUUGCAGAGUAAAGAGAAAUCAAGAUGGAGACAGCCACAUGGUCUGUGCUGGAGGAACCCUGUGCUGUGGAAUCAUUCAGUCUGUUCUCUUCCUCAUUCCUAGUCGUCGUUAUUCACUGUGGGACCUAAAUCAUUACAGGGACCAGGAACCAGGACUCCCCUCCUAGCUGAAUGUGCUCCCCACAAAGCUGGAGUCAUGCUUCUUUUUUGAGCAUACCCGCUCCUCCUCCUUCGCUUCCCAGUAAAUGUGAUUUUUUUCUGUACAGUGAUGCCAGCUUCAGCAGGGAGAGUGGAGGCGGUGGAGGACCUAUGGCCCAGUGGCUGGGUCACCUCUCCUAGGUGUCACUGUCUGGCUGAGGAGGGAAAUGAGCUUUGAUACUCCUCUUCCUGGGUGGCUUCUGUAAUCACCAGGGCAUAACCAUGGGAUGGGCAGCACUCCCAUCUCCAUCUCUGGUUGAAAAGGAAAGCAUUAGCCACACCUGGUCCUGUGACAGACUGGUCGUAUGUCCAUAGGGGAGAACUCCAGGAAUUGGGAUGAAGGAUCCUCUCUGAAGGCCUGUAGAGAGGGGCGGGGUUUCCGAGACGCUGUGUUCUGGGGCGCGUUGUAUUGAGGGUGCAAAGGGGCUUCAUGCUUCACAGCCCCAGGCUCUGGGCUGACUGCUCUGUGGAAGCACAUCGUUCUCCCCAGACAUUAUGCAGGGAGCCCAGGCACCAGCCCAGGGGUCAGGGGCUGCAGCCCCCCUCUGCAGGUGCCUCAGCUCUUGACAGGAUCCAGCCAGCAGUGACUCAGGAAAGAGGGAUGGUCUUUGAGGCAAACUCUGCACUGAGCUGGGAGGACCUGGGGCCAUUUCUUCCUCUUGGCAAAUGAGAAACGCAGAUACAGACACAGACACAAACCUGGAGCUCUGUCAGAAUUAAAAGUGCCACCAACCAGAUCAGGCAUCUUACAUCAUUGUGCUGUCAAAAAAUGCAAUGUUUUUUAAUAAAAAUAUAUUAAGCUUG
Molecule: messenger RNA, 2103 nt
Organism: Alligator mississippiensis (American alligator)
Lineage: Eukaryota; Metazoa; Chordata; Crocodylia; Alligatoridae
Exons: 5
Coding region: 107-820 (237 amino acids)
Source: RefSeq, a predicted model, not a curated record